ACAAAACUUAAGAUUUUUGAAACGAUCGGUCCAUAAAAAUUUCAAUCUCACUGUCAAUGGACGCCUCGAGUUCCCAUCCAACAGCCCCAUCGUCUCUGCCGCUCCAAGACCGGGUCGCCAUAGUCACUGGCUCAUCCCGUGGCAUUGGGAAAGCCAUAGCAGUCCACUUGGCCUCACUGGGAGCGAAAAUUGUCAUUAAUUACUCUACCAACGGGGACCAGGCUGAGCUUUUAGCCCAAGAGAUCAAUUCUUCUUCUCCUCACAGCGAUUCCCUUCGUGCCAUAACAGUUCAAGCUAAUGUCUCCGAUCCAACCCAUGUCAAGACACUUUUCGAUGUGGCUGAGAGGGUUUUUGGCGCACCAGCCCAUGUCUUGGUGAACUCAGCUGGAGUGUUGGAUCCCAAGUAUCCAUCCAUCGCUAACACUCCCUUGGAGGUUUUUGACCUUACUUUCAGUGUUAACACUAAAGGUGCAUUCUUGUGCUGUAAAGAGGCAGCAAAUCGGCUCAAGCGCGGUGGUGGUGGCCGAAUUAUAUUGUUAACAUCAUCUAUGGUGGGUGGAUUGAAGCCAGGGUUUGGGAUAUAUGCAGCUUCAAAAGCAGCAGUAGAGACAAUGGUAAAGAUAUUAGCAAAGGAACUCAAGGGAACAGGGAUUACGGCAAAUUGCAUUGCUCCAGGUCCUAUUGCUACAGAGAUGUAUUUUUCUGGGAAGACUGAGGAGCAAAUUCAGAAGAACAUAGAGGAGUGUCCACUAGGCCGGCUUGGUGAGACCAAGGACAUUGUACCUAUUGUUGGGUUCUUGGCUACUGAUGCUAGUGAGUGGGUUAACGGACAGGUUAUUCGUGUCAAUGGCGGCUAUGUUUAGGACAAACUAUGCCGCCAUACUAAAUACUGCACUAGCCUGGAAAAUAGCUUUGAGAUUCGAAAAUUUCAUUACAAAUGUAAUUCCACCGGUUAUCGUAAUCCAUCUUGUUUUUGUAGCAGUUUCAAUGAAGAUAUUAUUUCCUGUUA
Molecule: messenger RNA, 1009 nt
Organism: Manihot esculenta (cassava)
Lineage: Eukaryota; Viridiplantae; Streptophyta; Magnoliopsida; Malpighiales; Euphorbiaceae
Product: NADPH-dependent aldehyde reductase-like protein, chloroplastic
Exons: 2
Coding region: 57-863 (268 amino acids)
Molecular function (GO): oxidoreductase activity
Source: RefSeq, a predicted model, not a curated record